AUAUCUGAAAGUUCUGAGUUUACCGGUCGAUACCCUUAAUCAGCUGGAAAUUUGAAUUUAGAAAUACAAAAACAUUUGAAUUGGGCGUCAUUCUGAUUUCAAUUUUUCUUUUGGCAUCUUCUCAAGCUUGCUUUCUCAUUGCAAAAUUAUAAAGCUUGCUUUCUCAUUGCAAAGUUUGCAACCACUGCAAAGCUGAAACAGAGAAACAUGGAGCAGUAUCUCUUCUUGGCCACUCUACUGAUACUAUCUCUCGCCUUCGUCAAGCUCAGGCCACGCAACAAUGGCGAGAACCCGCCUCCGGGGCCAUGGCAGCUGCCGGUCAUCGGCAGCCUGCACCACCUCGCCGGCGCGCUUCCUCACCGCGCGCUGCGUGACCUUGCCACCCGCCACGGCGAGCUCAUGCUGCUCCGGCUCGGCGAGCUCCCCGUCGUCGUGGCGUCGUCGCCCGCCGCGGCGAGGGAGGUGAUGAGGACCCACGACGCCGCCUUCGCCACGCGGCCGCAGACAGCGACGCUCCGCGCGCUCACCCGCGACGGCCUCGGCGUCGCGUUCGCGCCGCAGGGGGAGCACUGGCGCUGCCUCCGCAAGCUCUGCGUCACGGAGCUCCUCGGCGCCCGCCGCGUCCGCUGCCUCCGCCGCGCCCGCGAGGCCGAGGCCGCCGCCCUCGUCGCGUCGCUGUCGACGACGACGCCCGAGCCGGUGAACGUCAGCUCCCUCGUCGCCAGGUACGUGACCGACGCCGUGGUGCGGGCGGUGGUGGGUGACCGGAUCAGUGACCGCGACGCGUUCUUGGAGAGGCUGGAGGAGGGCGUCAAGGUGGCCGCCGGGUUCACCCUCGCCGACGUGUUCCCGUCGUCGCGCCUCGCCCGCGCGCUCAGCGGGACGGCGCGGCGGGCCGAGGCGCACAGCCGCGAGAUGACCCGUCUCAUGGACGGCGUCAUCGAGGAGCACCGCCAGAGGAGGGCCGCCACCGGGUGGCGCGACGAGGAAGACGAGGACCUCCUCGACGUGCUCCUCCGGAUCCAGAAGGAUGGCGGCCUCCAGAUCCCUCUCGACAUGGGCACCAUCCGUGCCAUAAUCAUCGAUCUCUUCAGCGCGGGGAGCGAGACGACGGGGACGACGCUGCAAUGGGCGAUGGCGGAGCUGAUGCGGAACCCGGCGGCGCUCCGCAAGGCGCAGGCGGAGGUGCGCGGCGUCCUCGCCGGGCACUCCCACGUCACGGAGGACGCCCUCCCGGACCUCCACUACCUCCACCUCGUCAUCAAGGAGACGCUCCGCCUCCACGUCGCGGUGCCACUCCUCCUCCCGCGGGAGUGCCAGGAGCCACGCCUCCGCGUGCUCGGCUACGACGUGCCGGAGCGUGCCAUGGUGCUCGUCAACGCGUGGGCGAUCUGCCGCGACACCGCGGUCUGGGGCCCCGACGCCGAGGAGUUCAGGCCGGAGAGGUUCGACGGCGGCGCGGUGGACUUCAAGGGGACGGACUUCGAGUUCGUGCCGUUCGGGGCCGGCCGGAGGAUGUGCCCCGGCGUGGCAUUCGCCGUCGCCAUCAUGGAGCUCGGGCUCGCGAGCCUCCUCUUCCACUUCGACUGGGAGCUCGCCGGAGGCACCGCCGCCGGCGAGCUGGACAUGGCGGAGGGGCUCGGGAUCACGGCGAGGAGGAAGAGCGAUCUGUGGCUGCAUGCUACUGUUAGUGUUCCUGUUCCUAACACGGAGACGAGCUAGAUGAGACGGUUGAUUUCUUUGUCGAAAUUCAAUCAAAUUUCUUGGCUUCGGAUGUACGAACUAAGUUGAAAUUUGUCCUUAUUUUGACUUUCAAAAGAGCACUAGUUUUUUUUAGAAGAUAAGAACACUAGCUUUUGAUGAUUUCAUUACUUAGACCCUUGUAAUUGUGUUUUCUGAGUUGUAUACUCCAUGAGCCUGUAAA
This is a messenger RNA of Oryza sativa Japonica Group (Japanese rice), 1924 nucleotides long. Its product is annotated as desmethyl-deoxy-podophyllotoxin synthase. NCBI's taxonomy places the organism in Eukaryota, Viridiplantae, Streptophyta, Magnoliopsida, Poales, Poaceae. Gene Ontology annotation, molecular function: oxidoreductase activity, acting on paired donors, with incorporation or reduction of molecular oxygen; heme binding; iron ion binding. The record is from RefSeq and is a predicted model, not a curated record.